CCAAAAUCAAAAUCUCCGAAAAGCAAAGGAGAAGUUGGGACUUGGGAGGGAGGCGCUAUCUAUUAAGCCAAAAUUAAUCUUUGCCGGUGAAUCGGCGGUGGUCACGAGAAUUGGUGGCGGAUGGAUUUUCAUUAAUGGGUUCUCAUUAAAUGAAAUAAUACUUGGAUCAGAUCAACCACUCUUCCUCCAUCCUAUUUACGUAGUAUUUAUUUACAAGAGACAACGAAGCAGAAGCAUUACAGCUGGUGACGUUUUUUGCGACGGCCAUGGCAGAGAGUAAAAGAACCGUUCUUGUUACCGGAGCCGGUGGAAGAACCGGACAAAUUGUGUAUAAGAAGCUGAGGGAGAGUUCAGAGGAGUAUAUAGCAAGAGGGUUGGUGAGAAAUGAGGAGAGCAAGGGAAGUAUUGGGGGUGGGGAUGAUGUUUACAUUGGUGAUAUAAGGAACCCCGAGAGUCUAGUUGCUGCUAUUCAGGGUGUAGAUGCUCUUAUCAUUCUUACAAGUGCUGUCCCAAAGAUGAAACCGGGUUUUGAUAUUACUAAAGGCGAAAAGCCGGAGUUCUACUUUGAAGUGGGGUCAUAUCCCGAACAAGUGGAUUGGAUUGGGCAGAAGAAUCAAAUAGAUGCAGCUAAGGCUGCUGGAGUGAAGCAUGUUGUGCUCGUUGGGUCAAUGGGAGGAACCAAUCCUAACCACCCAUUGAACAGCUUAGGGAAUGGGAACAUAUUGGUAUGGAAGAGGAAGUCUGAACAAUAUUUAGCCGACUCUGGAAUCCCAUAUACCAUUAUUAGAGCUGGGGGCUUGCAAGACAGAGAAGGAGGUGUGCGGGAGCUGCUUGUUGGCAAGGAUGAUGAGCUUCUUCAGACAGAUAACCGAACUGUUACUAGGGCCGAUGUUGCUGAAGUCUGCAUUCAGGUGCUGCAGUUUGAGGAACUGAAAUUCAAGGCAUUUGAUUUGGGGUCUAAACCCGAGGGCAAGGGAACACCAACAAAGGAUUUCAAGGCCCUUUUUGCACAAAUCAAUGCCCGUUUCUGAUUUUCUGUCAAUUUAUCCACAAAUGGCAUGUUAGAAAUGUACUGAACUCAAUUUGAAAAGGAUAGCACUGGGACUGUUGUGCUGAACAAUUCUCAAUACCAUCAAACAAUUGUCAUCAUUAUCAUUAUAAUAAUAUACAUGUGUUCGUUUUACCGGUAACGUUACUGGUUUUUGAGUCAUUUUCAUGCAUAUGAGUUAAGUUGGGAUUUGUUCAAAGGUAGAUUUCUUUCUUUGCCGGAAAUCGGUCGUUGACUCGUUGAGAAAGGAGUUCUGGCCUCCAACUCUCCACCAUGUAAGAUUUGAUGCAUCAUGUUUAUAAAUAUGAAUGUCUUCUAAGAAAUGUCACUAGUUUAAGUUUUCAUGAAGAAUCUGCAAUGGGAUAUAAAUAAAACACAGCCAUUUGGGAUGUGGUCUCUUGUUAAUGGUAACUUAAUAUUAGGGAUCGAUAUUGUUGGCUCAA
Molecule: messenger RNA, 1491 nt
Organism: Cuscuta epithymum
Lineage: Eukaryota; Viridiplantae; Streptophyta; Magnoliopsida; Solanales; Convolvulaceae
Source: the annotation of a GenBank genome assembly